GCACCAUUCGACUCGUGUUAUGGUCGGAGUUUUCAACAAAACGCACAGAGAGAAUUAUUCACAACAUACUAAAAAAACCAACCAUAUAAUAAGUUCAUGAUUUAGGAAUUAUGGAACAUUGCUUGUUAUUCUGUAAGCCUUCCUGAUCACGGAUGGCUUUGUGGGACCGAGACAGGACGAGAUAAUAAUUUCGAGGUGCUUUUAUUUCACUAGCCCGUUGAAUGACUAUCGUUCGAUUGUGUUUGUUAGUUUAUGGCAUAAAUUUGUUGACUCCUCACCUACGAGUACUCGAAAGAUAUUCUAAGAUGGGUAGAUUACUCUGAAGAGCUAGUUCCAGCUGAGCCGAAAGCUUUGCGCGGUUGUAUCGAUUAAAAUGGCAGAUAACGAAAAUGUGAAUGGCGAAUGUGUCUCUGGCGAGGAAGAAAGCUCCGAUGGCAGUUACGAAUCUGGAGAAGAUUUCGAACAAGAAAUGGAUUUUGAAGGUGACGAUGAAAACGAGGAAGACACAGUCGAGGAUAUGUUGGAGGGGAAUGAGAGCACUGAUCGCAUCGGGAAGGGAAAAGGACCAGCAAAGGUGAGAGGGGGGCGAAGACAAGGAAAGAGGAAACGAAAAAAAAUAGACCCUACAAAGAGGAGGCAUAUAAGAAGGAUCCUGGAAGAAAGUGAACUUGAUAAGGAAACUCUAAAUGCGCAAAUGGAAGAAAAGGAAAGACUAAGGAGAUUAGAACUUCAAAAAAGUUUAGCAGCAGAAUCAUCUGUUGCGCCUAAGAUUGCAAUCAAUCAGACUAAAAAUGAAGAGAACUCUUCAAAUAGAACAAGAACACCAUCACCUGUUGUUGUUGAUUUACGGCAGAAAAACAAAAAGAAGUCCCAGGUCAUUGUAAUCGACAGUGAUGACAAUGACGAUGUCACUUGCAGUAAUACUAGUCCUAGCCAGGUUCAGGUUAUAACAUCUGGGUCAGACUCAGAUACGGAUGUGUGGGACAGUGAGUAUUACUCUGACAAUGAGGUAAUAGAUGAGACGAACACUGGAGUUCACUCAGAAGAUGCUUACAAUGUCCCGGAUGAGCAGGGUAGAGUCCUUGUGAACACAAACCAUCCCGUGACAGAGGAGGAUAUAUUUCUCGCACCACAGAUAGCAAGCGCAGUAAAGCCUCACCAGAUUGGUGGCAUCAGAUUUCUUUAUGACAACCUUAUUGAGACCCUUGCCCGCUGCAACAUCAGUGCAGGAUUUGGGUGCAUUCUUGCUCACUGUAUGGGUCUAGGGAAGACAUUGCAAGUUGUGGCAUUUGUAGAUAUCUUUCUCCGCCAUACGACAGCCAAGAAAGUUCUUUGCAUAGUUCCUAUUAACACCAUCCAAAAUUGGCUCAGCGAAUUUAAUAGUUGGCUGCCAGGUAAGCCUUCUGAAGAAAUGAGUGAAAAUGGGGAGCCCAUUAGAGAUUAUAAUGUCAGAUAUCGAGAGUUCAAGGUCUUCCUUCUUGGUGACAAUCAAAAAUCUACAGUGGCAAGGGCAAAAGUUAUAGGUGAGUGGAAUGAGUCUGGUGGGGUGCUGUUAAUCGGUUAUGAACUGUAUCGCAUUCUCGCCUUAUCAACGCCCUGCAUGGCAAGCAAUAAAUGUGCCCCGCCCAAGAAGAAGAAGAAAGAGCAGUCAAACUCUAGUCAGGAACCAGAGAUAAUAGACUUGGAGGAAGAAGAGAAGAACAUGGAUUUCUUGAUUGGUAUUCAAAAGGCUUUGUGCAAACCUGGUCCAGACCUUGUUAUUUGUGAUGAAGGACACCGAAUCAAGAACAACCAAGCAAACAUUUCACAUGCUUUAAAGAAGAUCAAGACAAGACGGCGAGUUGUGCUGACUGGCUACCCACUACAGAAUAACCUGGUCGAGUACUGGUGUAUGGUGGAUUUUGUCAGACCAAACUUCCUGGGCAAUCGGCACGAGUUCUCAAACAUGUUUGAGAGGCCCAUUAUGAAUGGCCAAUGUUGUGACAGUACACCGGCAGAUAUGAAGUUGAUGAGGUUCCGGGCUCAUGUUCUUCAUAGCUUGUUGGAGGGAUUUGUUCAAAGGAGAAGCCAGUCAGUUCUCAUGAAAGCACUACCGCCAAAAAAUGAGCAUGUGAUUCUAGUCAACAUGUCAUCCAUUCAGUCUCAGCUGUACAAAGCCUAUAUUGACUACCUGCUCAAGUCUGUUGGUCACCUUAACCCCAUAAAAGGGUUUCACACCUGCAUGAAGAUUUGGAAUCAUCCAGACAUUUUUUUCUCAACACUAGAGGGAAAAACAGAUUCACAAAGAAAUGAUUCCCCACUGACACUGCCUGACCAAGAGGACAGUAAUUCAGGACUUGCUUCAUCUCUUCCAUCAUCUUCACAGUCUGUGGAUCAGACUCCAAUUUUCUCUAAUCUAGACUGGGCAAAGCAAAUUAUGAGGAAUUACAAGCCCUUUAUUGCUGAACAAGGAGGCAAAAUGGUUCUAUUGUUUGAAAUUAUCGAAGAGAGUUUGAAGCUUGGAGAAAAGAUAUUGAUUUUCAGCCAAAGCCUGUCAACAUUAUCCAUCAUUGAGGAGUUCCUAAAUAGCCGAGUGGUUCCAUUUUUCCCUGGGCGACAGUCAGAUCCAUCCACCAAAUGGGCCAGGAACAAAAGCUAUUUUAGGCUAGAUGGCAGCACCUCAGCUCAGGAAAGGGAGAGGCUCAUCAACGCAUUCAAUGACAAUAGUAGUAAUGAAGUUCUCUUAUUCAUGUUAUCAACAAGAGCUGGCUGCCUUGGGGUAAAUCUGGUUGGCGCUAGCCGUGUGGUGGUGUUUGACUCUUCCUGGAAUCCCUGCCAUGAUGUCCAGGCUGUUUGCAGGGUUUACCGAUAUGGUCAGGUCAGGCCAUGUCACAUCUACCGUCUGAUAGCGACGGGGACAAUGGAGAAAAAGAUCUAUGAUCGUCAGGUCUCCAAGCAAGGUGUUGCAAAUCGUGUUGUGGAUGAACUUAACCCUGAAGCAAACUUUACCAAGCAAGAAAUCAUGUCUCUCAUCUGUGAAGAGGAGCCACUGGUCCCUAGCCAGGAUGUGUCUGUAGCUGCGGCGGACUUCCAAGACCCUAUUCUGAAAAGAGUUUGUACAAACUGCUCUGAAUGGAUAGCAAAGGUGCCAUUCAAGCACGAGUCGCUGCUUGUGGACAAGAAAGAACUCAAGCUCACCAAGGAGGAGAAACGAGAAGCAAAGAAAGGCUAUGAGAUGGAAAAGCGAAUGGCGCACCAGGGUGCAAGAUACUGUUUAGCGUCUCAAGCACAGACUGGAGUGAGGAUUCCUCAAGCCACUGUGAGCGGCGUCAAGAGACCUAUCGUAACAGUCAACCCUGUCCAGGCAUCGCAGACCAGACCAACGGUCGUCCCCUCCACCCUCUUCCAAGGCCAGCUUUCUGGCAACAUGCCAUGGGCUAUCCAGUACGCCACGCUUAACCCGCAAAUGACGGCCAACCCGAUAACCGUCGGUCCAAAUGUCCCAUACGCCGUGAUUCCGAACCCCGGGGUACCCCUCGGUAACAAUUUCUCAUCCGUGAUGCCUUCAACCAUGAGUCCCAGUCUCCCGUUUUUUGUAGCUCCCCUAGCCGCCAACCAGAUGCCCUACCCGGCCCUCCCUCACCUGGCCGGCCCUGGUAACGCCCUACCACUAGGCCAGGAAGGGAUGGUGGGUCCUCGGCCUCUAAACCUGCCGAUGCCGGCCAUCAACCAGGGGUCUGUCGCUAUGACCAGUCUGACUAACUCGCUGUCGGUGAUGCCGUCCGUGGCAGGUCCAGGAAGGGAGUCCAGGAAGGAGGUGGUGACAAUUGAUCUGGACGACCUGCCCUCGCCGACGCUAGACAAGACGAAAGAGAGUCAGCCAUCUCCCAGUCCCCAGGGGGAUAGAUCUUCCUCGACAAGUACGGAGGAAGUCGUGACGGAGCUGGAAGUGGCCGAAGCACCGCGCACUGGAGCGCCACCGUCAAAUGAGGUCCAUAGCUACUUAACAAACCACAGUGGUGCAAUGGGCGCUGGGCCCUCUGUAACCUCGGCUAGCCCAGCUCUGACACUGGCGGUGUUGCAGAAUUUACUGAAUGCCCGUGGAGGGCUUGCUGCAGAUGCCCCGGUACGCCCGGUAUCCGAGGGCGAGGCGGAGAGUGCACCCCUGGGUGAUCGGGUAUCGCAAGCGGAGGAACCAGAUGAAGCCAUCAUGUGAACGGCGCGACAAGGCUGAGACGCCGAUAAAGGGGGCGAGCAGCGAGGAAGAGUCACACCCAACAUCAAGUGAAAGGGACGCCUGAUGCUUGGAUCCACGAUUAUGAUUGGCCGAUACCAUCCACGACUUGAUGCUUUCAGAUCAAUAUCGCCACUUUGCACAGAAAGCUGUAUGUCCACAUACCUAGCAUGUCUCAUAUCAAGUGAUUUGCACGUGACUCAGAGAUAAUCAUAGAUCUGUUCUGAUACCUUGCACGUGACAAAUCAUGUGGUUUGCACGUGACUCAGUGGUAUGUAAAAACUAAUAGAUCUGUUCUCACGAUCAAUACACAUAUCAUAUGAUUCGCACGUGAAACCUUAUAAGGGAUAAUAAUAGAUCUCAGUAGGUGUCAAUAAUUCAAAAUUCUGACCUCGGGUUUUUAGCUCCACAAGAGAAACACCAAUCUACUAUUGGAGGAAGCUAGGAACUUUAUUAAAUAUUUCUUCUGUUUACCCAUUUCAGAUAAAAACUGAGAAUAGCUUGUGAAAUAUAUCUUCCUUCCUAAAUCCCCAUCCUUGAUACAUAAAUCUUACAUUACUCAUAUAUUCUUUUUAAGAAGAAUUAAAACAGGCUUUUUACUAGCGAGAGAAGUGGAGACGUUAGAGCUUAGGAGAGUGUAAAAAAAACCCCACAAACAUGAAGUAAAGCGUGUAAAUGUACAAUAUGCCAUUUGAUUCCUUCUAAACACAACAUUAAGCAUUUUACCUCUCUGCUGCUGCUAUAGGCAAUAGGUAGGACUUUUAUAGUGAUUCAUGAUUUUCCAUAUAGCCUCUUUGAUGCGAAAGGCGAUAAGCGAUAGCGGAAGCCGUACGAACACCUGUGUAUGGGCGUAUGUCGAUGUGGACGUCUCGCCCGAGGGGAGAGAGAGAUAGUAUUAUCGCAAUUGACAAAUUGCCUUGUGUCGUCCGCGACGGGCGCACCACUACUUCUCAUACGUAUAACACCUCGCGUAAAGAUCAUAAUAUAGUAUUCAGUAUUAUACUUUUAAAAUAAUACAAAUGUAUAUUUACCUCAUUGGUAUAGAGUUAAAAAAUCAUCGCAAUAAAAUCUUGUGAUAUUUUAUUUGUCCGUUUUUUAAUCAUAAAUUUCAUUUAUCAAAAAAGUUAUAUCCAUUAUUCCUUUUACUACAAAAAUGGUAUAAUUAAAAGAGACCUGUAAAUUAUUAGACUGCGCGAAUUCUAGAAAGAGCUCCUGUAAAAUAUGGAAGGCGAGGCUAGGGGUGUACGAUGUCACGGUAAUCUAUUAUUGUUUGGGGUUCUGUGUUCGCUUGUGUCAUUAAUUCAUCUCAGAUAUUGUUAGUUUCUGUGACUUUAUGGAACACUUCGUGCAAUUGUGUGAUUCUAAAAACCCCCUGUUUUUUUUCCCCAAGCAAACACUGCAUUUUGGGAGAAAUUCCUGGAGGUGGCGUGGCCCGGAAGAGAGAAAAACGAAUGCCGUCAUAAACACCUCGACUAGUUUCUUCAAAAUAGAAGAAACAGGCCCGUAGCCAGGAUUUUGUGCGGGGUAGUUCCUUUUUCCAUUUGAGCGGACCAAAUUUCCGGUAUACCCCUCUCCUCGCCUUAUUACUUUAGGCAAUCAAAACUUCAAAUAAAUUCAAUCUUGUAUUUAAACUGUUAUUAAUAGGGUGAUUUUUAACAUAUAACAAUAAUAAUAAAGAUAAUUAUUUUAAAAA
Messenger RNA from Nematostella vectensis (starlet sea anemone), 5906 nucleotides. RefSeq names its product helicase ARIP4. The coding region runs from base 374 to 4195 and encodes 1273 amino acids. The transcript is spliced from 19 exons. Gene Ontology annotation, cellular component: nucleus. NCBI's taxonomy places the organism in Eukaryota, Metazoa, Cnidaria, Anthozoa, Actiniaria, Edwardsiidae. Gene Ontology annotation, molecular function: ATP hydrolysis activity; ATP binding; ATP-dependent chromatin remodeler activity. The record is from RefSeq and is a predicted model, not a curated record.